GAGCGGCCUCAGCGCUGCGCAGCUCCCGCCUCCCCGGCGCUCUCCUCGCUCUCUCUUUCCCCGCUCUCUCUCUCCCGUGCCUCUGUAUUCCUGCUCGCUCCCCUGCCUGAGCGGCGCUCACGUAGGUGUCCCCCGAGCGCGUCGUGCGCGCUGCCUUUGGAGUGCCGGGGCUGGCGUUGAGCUGCCAGAGUUUGGUCAUGCCGCUCUGAGACGUGUGUUCGCCCCACAUCAGUGCCGUGUCUGCCCGCUUUACUCCUCGGGGAGAUUGGAAAAGAGGUAUCGUAUUUCAUUAUGGACCGUUUUGAAGACAUAUCAGAUGGUGAAGUGGAUCAUGCCUUCUUUGACAGUGACUUUGAGGAAGAGAAAAAGAAAGCUGAAGAAAAUGGGGAAGAUAUAGAGAAAGGAAGUACAAAGGCAGCUCUUGCAGACACUGAUUUAGUUUCUAAUUCAAAGGAUGAAAAGUGUUGUGAGGAGGAAAGUGAAGAAAAGCAGAUAGAUUUGCAAAAGGAUCAGUCCCUAGAAAAUAGCAAAGAUCCUAUUGAAGAUGCUUCAUUUUUGACACUUUCUCCAGCUGCAGAGAAGGCAGGUACAUCUGGAGCAACACCUGCAGCAAACACAGGAACAGAGGAGAUUGUUCCUGCUGGAAUUCCUAAAAUAGUUAAAGAAGGUGAAGAAGAUUACUAUACAGAUGAAGAAGAUAGCAGUGAUGAUGGCAAAAAACAGAAGGUUAGACUGAAGUCAGCUAAGCAACCAAACAACAUAAAAAAGGCUAGCAAAAAAUAUGCUAUCAGCUCCUCCUCUUCUUCUUCCUCUACCUCGUCCUCCUCCUCAUCAUCCUCAAGUUCAGAUACAGAUUGUUCUGACACAGAUUCUGAUAGCUGUUUAUCAGAUUCAUCUCAUUCUUCCUCAAAAAGGAAUGCUUGUAGAAAUGCUCUUUUGUCUCCAAAACAAAAAUUCAAGUCAGUGAUGAAAUUAGCAGAAGGAAAACCAAAAUUUGGUGAAGACCUGGAGGAAUCUGAAGACACAGUGACUGAUGUAACACCUCUGUCAACUCCAGACAUCAGUCCUAUCCAGUCUUUUGAAUUUAUAGCAUCAAAUGAUAAGAAACUAAAAGUAAAGAGACAGGAAAAUGUGAACCAAGAAUUAUAUGAUUCCGAGUUUGAUUGCAGAUAUAGUCGAAAAGUCUUGCAUGAUGCCAUGGACCUGAAUCAGCUUCUGAAAGCUUUCUUACAGUUGGAUAAAAAAGAACAAAAUCUAAGCAUCGAUCAGCCAUCUAAAGGAAUAAGGAAAAAUUACUCGUUCACGAAUGAAGAAGUAAGACAGAUUGAUCGGGAAAACCAGAGGUUGCUAAAAGAACUGUCCAGACAGUCUGCAAGGCCAAAGAGAAGCAGCACAUUGAAGACAUCUGUACCACCGCAUAGAUUGUACCACAGUGCCCUCAACAGGCAAAAAGAGCAGCAAAGAAUUGAAAGAGAAAACCUGGCUUUCCUGAAAAGACUGGAAGCAGUGAAACCAACAGCUGGUAUGAGACGUUCUGAACAACUGAGGGACUAUCACCGCCACAUGAGCUACCUGAGUUCUUUACCUUCUGUAAGAAGGGGUAAAUCUCCCUUGAGCCAGCUUAGUCCUCCAAGAGGAGCUUCAAGAUCAUCCACUGUACAAAGUACACUGAGCCAGAGGAAUGAAAAGCCCGUGUCUGAUUCACCCACUGGGGCACUACAGAGACCUAAAUCCACUAAUGUUUGUGCUGCUUGGUUAUAAGUGUGUUCUUUGCCUCGCAUACUGAGAUGAUAUUCAAACUUCUAUUUUUAGUGCUUUUGUAAAUUCUAUGUGCAAAAAUAUUUUCUGCAUUCUUCAGUAAUUAAAAUGCAUUUAGAGUAAUUGCUUACAAAAUGGUCUUAAAAUGGUAUAAAACACUUCUGUCAGUGUUUUCCGUGACAGGAAGAACUUAUGAAAGAGAAAGAGGUAUUUAAAUGGACAAGUUAAAUAGAAAUUUAACUAUUAUUUUAGUAUCAGAUUGUAAGUGGAAUUUGUAUCCAUAACAUUGAAGGACAGAAUUGCUGCACUACAGGUGCAAAAUGUAAAUACAAAUUUUAAAAUAUUAAUAAUACUUUAAAAUAAUGCAUUAAACUUACGAGCAUAUGCUUAAUUCCUGGAUUGUCCUUGCUUUACAUCCUGGCUGUAACAGCCUUCUGAAUUUUGUGGGUCAUGUUCUUGUGACUGAAAGAAUCUUUAACAGCAGUGUGAAGAGGUGAAAAGCAGAUUGUGUAUUCCUCCAUGGUGAGCUAGAAUACUGAGGUGCAGAUGAUGUUUUGCCACUGUUAAACGUUCAGCACCUGGAGUGUGUUUUGUAUGCAAGGCUGCCUCUCUUCCAGAUCAAAAGAAUUUUGGAAGUUGUACUGGAUUUUGGAAGAUGUAGUGGGAUCUUUGCGUAGGAAAGAAGCAUCUGAUACUAUCUGAACAACAAUAAAGACUGAAGUAAACAGCAGUUUCAGAUUUAAUGUAAACAAGAGUAAGUUCUGGUUACUUCUCAAACUAGAGAAUACUGUUAAGAAAGGGAAAUAGUUCAUGGCCCUGCUAUGCAGAUGUGUGCUCUUCUCAGUGGGGAGAUGUAAACUUGAGCUGCAGGAAACAUCUUGAACAUUGAUUUUGAGUGACUACUAACCAGGAUUUAGGGGGAAGAAAAGACAGUAGAAAACCAAGUCUUGUUACUUUUCUUGACCUGUUUUUAAAUGUCAUAUUCAUAUCUAAUAUUUGUAGUAAUGUCAGAUAAGCUCCAAUAGCAACAUCCAUUUACAAGAGGAGUAAAAUUUAAUGGUAUUGGUAAUCACAAGAGUAGGUGGUGUGGUUUAUUUCUGUACAUAAAGGCAAACUUUCAGUGAGCUUGUUUUGUAGGACUGUAGCCUUACAAAGAGUACAAAUUGUGAUGACACUGUCUGUGGAUAUUGCUGAAACUUUGCUUGUUUCCCCAGCUUCUUCCCAGGAAGGGUAUUGCUGUAUUAUGGAUAAAGAAAAAAAGCUGUAUUUGGUAAUGCUGGGUCUUUGACAUGAAAAGUGUAUUGUUCUUUGUUAGUGCUUGCAUGAGGGCUUAGGCUUUCAGGUAUUCUGCAUUGUAACACACUUUUUACUUGGUCCUUGUGAUAGCUUGGCAGAGCUUCUUCACUUGGUGACCCGCAGAUCAAAUUUAGCUGUUUGACAAUACUUGGAACUUUUAACUUUAAGCAGCAUUGUGGCAAACAGAUUUGUAUUGCAGUUAUUAUUCAUGGUUAGGAACUGUUAACAAUUUCUUUGUAUAGUGCUGCUGUAUUUAUUUCUAUUAUUGUACUAAUUAAAAUUAUUCUCUAUUUAAAGAUUUUUGUCCUUGAAUGUGAAUAUCAGAGUAACAGUUUAAAUACUUCUGAAUGUUCAUAUUACAAUUUUUUUUCUGUGAAGAAACUCAUGCAAUGGAUUACUUUUAGUUGCUUCAUCUUAUUUAACUUUGGUAUGAAAGAGUGUCAAUUUUCUAUGUCAUUUGUAAAUCAUAAGAAAUAAAAUAUUUAACAUGAAUUGUCAUUGCAGUGGCUUCUUGCAGAUUUUCGAUUGGUUGGUAUUAAGAUGCAAAGAAGGUUGAAUUGCUUGGCACAUAGAAAAACAGAAAAAAAAUGCAAGUUUUCCAUUGUUCAAGUGUUAGAUGUAAGGGAAUAAUGGUUUUGUCACUGGCUUUAGUUUGCCUGUGACCAGCUCUUGCAGAGGUACAAAAGUAGUAUUAAUUGAUUGUGAUAAUGGGAGUUCAAGUAGCAAUUGCAGACCAUCUGCAAAGUCUUCUAAUUUCCAACCUGUCAGAGCUGAUGGCUGCAUUUUAGGUUGCACUUUCAGCAAGUGUGCUGAGUGUUGCAGACUCAGGGCAGAGCUGCUUUCAGAAGCAUGGUUAAUUCAUUCAGUUUUGAACUCUGACCACAGAUACCUUUAUAUUGCCUGCAAUCUCCCACAUCGUGUGCAGUGGCUUUUAAGCAGAAACGAGCCAUUUACCUGUUUUCCAUAUGCUUUAUUUCAUGUACUUUCUCUUAGCCCAGUGGCAUUUUCCUGCAUUGAUACUCUUUACUCUCCUUUUUAAUAGUCCUUAGUCUCUCCAUUUCACCUUCUCUGGAAUGUAACUUCUUUCAUUUCCACUUAUUUAAAUUUUCUUUGCUUCCUCUUAAUUACAUUAUUCAGAUAUACAUUUCCUCCAAGGUUUUGUACCUCUGCCUAUUACAGUGUCUUGCUGUACCCAACUUAGAUCUUCCCUCACACAUCCAAAUGCCACUUGCUGCCUUACCAGCGAGCUAAAUGAGAACUGGAUAGCUGGAUUGUGUUAGCAAGCUUCUUGUACAGAGUCAUUAGGGGAGUGCAGAGGAAGGAGAAAAAGAAGGAGCAGAAACUGGCAGAGUUUUUAAGGAAAACUAAUGCAGCUUGAAAACCAGUAGACAUGUUUUCUUCAUAAACUUAUGGUUUGAUAGAUUGCAACCCUGGUUAUUUGCUAUGGGAAAGGAAACAGACCAGGUAUCUAUGAAAGCAAAUAUUUAAGAGAGCAACCAUGAAAAAAGGAGAUUAAACAAUCAGGGCAGGUUUUGUCCUGGGACAAAAAAAAAAUCUAUAUUUGGUUAAUUUUAAAAGAGUCUGUCAUUUUUUGUACCAUUAUUUCCCAAAUGCUUCUUUUUUUCAAGUGAUGUUGCUUCCAGACACUGUUUAGUGGCUGGUACCUGCCUUCAGGAAGAACAGAGCUGCUAGGCUGAAUCUGUGCCAGACAACCAGAGCCUCUCAUGCCAAGUGACAGUGAGCUAGGAUUUACCUGCAUCUGACAAAUGUUUCAAAUAUAGGAAAAGGAUAACUUGAAGCCAUAUAUAUGAAGCAGUAAAAGAUGAAGGUGAGAUAAGUUUAUUUGAUUAUUACUUGCUUAGUCUUACCCCUUUGCCCAGAUGGCCCAGAGAAGUUGUAGACACUCAAACCAUGGAAGUGUCCAAGGCCAGGAACUGAGUCUAGUAGACAAUGUCCCUGUUCAUGGCACAGGGGUUGGACUCUAAGGUCUCUUCCAACACAAACUACGCUCUGAUUCUAUGGUUUUUGUCCUGAGUGGAUACAUAGCAAAUGCUUGCCUAUAUGUAAUCUAACUGAACAACUGCAAUGGCCACACCUCACUUUCCCUCCUUUGCCUAAUCAGACAGCCUGUUUUUCCAUGCAUUCACAACCCUGCAGCAUCUAAAGUUUAAAAAGUAUAUUAUUAUAUAUUUAAAAAGUAAGUAUGUCCUGAUCUCACAAGUAAUUAGUUGUGCAAUGUGUUCAUAAUGGUUCAAUGUAUAGUUAUUUUAAUAACUCUUGAGUAUUCAAUUCUAGAAUAAUUUUUCAAGUAAAAUAACCAAUAAUGACUUCACUCUUCAAAUGAGGAGAUGCUUCAAAGGGUAAUAUAAACAAAUUAUACAAGCAGCUAAGAUUGGUGGAAGCUUAUCUCCAAAAUCGCUGGCUGCAGUGCCCUUAAACUGAAUCCCACUUGGUUUUGCAGUUGUAGAAUUAUCAAUAAUCUCAAUAACUUCACCUACCUAAAGCUCUGUUGAAAAAAAAUUCAAGAGACAGCCACUAACUGUGUCCUGAUUAGCACAUCACCUUGGAGGACAUGCUUGUAAGGUGUUCAGUGUACUGAAAACAACAGGGAAGUUCAUUAAUAUAUUAAUUUAUUUCAGUUUUAGUUCAAUUGAACAUCAGAGCAGACAACUUUUUCCUUUGUGACAAUACAGGGAAUUUUUGAAACACUGUAUUUCCAUAUUUUACAAAGUAUGUUGGAAAAAUCAGAUUGUGGUUUCAAGCAUAUUACUGUAUAAUUUGUCAGGGAAGAGACUGCAGUUAGGAAUUCAGCCUGGUGCUUUAGUACAGUUUAUUAUUUCAGACAUACUUUUCACUUAAUAUUAUAUUAAAAAAUAGAGCUGUAGAAGAAAACAUGAUUUUAAUUCAUGUUAUGUCAUCACAGUGUUGGGUAGCUAGAGACAUUACUUAGUAUAAUAAAUAUUUAUGACAGUCUAUUAAGAAUUCACAAUAUUAGAUUUUAGACGAGGUAUAGACCAUUUAUAUUUUGUCUUUAGACAAAAUCUA
Poecile atricapillus (Black-capped chickadee) is the source of this 6099-nucleotide messenger RNA. RefSeq names its product cilia and flagella associated protein 97 (gene CFAP97). Gene Ontology annotation, biological process: spermatogenesis. Lineage: Eukaryota; Metazoa; Chordata; Aves; Passeriformes; Paridae. The record is from RefSeq and is a predicted model, not a curated record. The coding region runs from base 292 to 1761 and encodes 489 amino acids. The transcript is spliced from 7 exons.